AUGGAUCCUAAUAGCAAAACUUAUUCCUUCGUUGCGCUACCAGGCAACACAGUCAAAAAGCGUCCUCGUCGCCGGUAUGAUGAGAUCGAACGGUUGUAUCAGUGCUCAUGGCCUGACUGCAACAAGGCUUAUGGGACAUUGAAUCAUCUCAAUGCUCACGUCACGAUGCAGAAACAUGGUUCAAAACGUAGUCCAAAUGAAUUCAAAGAGCUGAGAAAGCAAUGGAGAAAAGCGAAGAAGGAAUCGGAAGCCGCUACCCUUGGUGGCGUCUCUCGAAGACCCAGCGUAUUACGAGGGGGAGAGCGGUAG
This is a messenger RNA of Lentinula edodes (shiitake mushroom), 309 nucleotides long. RefSeq lists its product as uncharacterized. Bases 1 to 309 code for a protein of 102 amino acids. The record is from RefSeq and is a predicted model, not a curated record. The transcript has 3 exons. NCBI's taxonomy places the organism in Eukaryota, Fungi, Basidiomycota, Agaricomycetes, Agaricales, Omphalotaceae. Gene Ontology annotation, biological process: regulation of DNA-templated transcription.